CGUGUUUCCGGUAUGGAUCAAGCAGCAACAUUCCUAGUUUACGAGACGCUGCUUUUUCCGUUAGCCGAAACGAAAGUGAAACGAAGCGCUUGACUUUUGACAGCUCUUUCACUACCAGCACAGCUGAGCAGAACUUCCACAACCAUGGAGCACAAAAGUGACAUAGACGAGGGUUUAUAUUCCCGGCAGCUGUAUGUUCUGGGCCAUGAUGCAAUGCGGAGUAUGGGAGAGGCAAAUGUCCUUAUCUGUGGAAUGAGAGGUCUCGGGGUGGAGGUGGCCAAGAACGUAAUUCUGGCUGGAGUUGGUUCAGUCACCAUCCAGGACAAGGGGACAACUGAAUGGACAGACUUGUCCUCUCAAUUUUACCUAAAAGAGAGUGACCUGGGCAAGAACCGUGCAAUCUGUUCCGAAAAACACCUUGCACGCUUAAAUAGCUACGUUCGGCUCUCCACCCACACCGAAACUCUAAAUGAGGACUUGCUGCUCAAAUUCCAGGUGGUGGUUCUGACCGAUUCACUGUUAGAAGAGCAGCUUUCAGUUGCUGCAUUCUGCCAUUCAAACAACAUCAAAUUUAUUUUGGCUGACACUAAAGGACUUUGUGGACAAUUGUUUUGUGACUUUGGAGAAAACUUUCUGGUCAAAGACAUUGAUGGGGAACCGCCAAAGGUGUCCAUGAUUGCCCAUGUUUCCAAGGGAAAUCCAGGUAUAGUCACAUGCACAGAUGACCAGGCCCCUUUCUCAAAUGGUAUGCAUGUUGUCAUCUCUGGGGUUAAGGGUAUGACAGAGCUCAACAGCUAUGGGCCUAUUGAAAUCAAAGUGAUAGAAGACAGCGACUCCUUCAGUAUUUGUGACACUUCGAGUUUUUCUGAAUACGAAAAGGGCGGCGUGGCAACUGAAGUCAAAGAAACGAAGACACUCAGUUUUAUACCUCUAAAUGUUGCUGUGGAGCAAGUGAUGCAAGAUCCUGAGCUCCUGGCAUUCGCUUAUGAAAAAGAACAGAGAAAUCUAUCUCUUCACCUGGGCUUCCGAGCACUGCAGGAGUUCCAACAGAAAUAUAAUCGACUGCCCAAACCCAGGAACCAGGAGGAUGCUGAGCUACUUCUUGAUUUGGCAAGGAAGCUCAGUGCAGCAGCACAAUUUGACGGAUUUGACAACGAAGUUGUGAGAAAACUGUCUCUUUGUGCCAGAGGCAAUUUGGCUCCUAUCAACGCAUUCAUUGGAGGACUGGCUGCCCAGGAAGUGAUGAAGGCUUGCAGUGGUAAGUUCACUCCACUCAAACAGUGGCUCUACUUUGAUGCUCUGGAGUGCCUUCCUGAGCAAGAGGACAGUAACAAAGGACUGACUGAAGAAGACUGUGCUCCAAGAAACAGUCGCUACGAUGGUCAGAUUGCUGUAUUUGGCUUUGACCUCCAAGAAAAACUGAAGAACCAGAGAUAUUUCCUGGUGGGUGCUGGGGCCAUUGGCUGUGAGCUCUUAAAAAACUUUGCUCUGAUUGGCCUUGGUGCUGGAGAGGGCGGAGACAUCACAGUGACAGACAUGGACUCAAUUGAGAGGUCCAACCUGAAUCGUCAAUUCCUGUUUAGGUCUGAGGAUAUUGGGAAGCAGAAAUCAGAGGUGGUAGCUGAGGCAGUGCGUAAAAUAAAUCCCAGCAUGAAUAUCACCUCUCACCAGAACCGUGUGUGUGAGGAAAGCGAGGGCAUCUACACAUACCAGUUCUACGGCAGCCUAAAUGGAGUGGCAGCAGCUCUGGAUAAUGUAGAAGCCCGAAUGUACUUGGAUAAGUGCUGUGUGCAGCACAAGAAACCCAUGUUAGAAGGAGGGACUCUGGGUGCUAAAGGACAUACUCUGGUAGUGGUUCCACACCUGACUGAAUCCUAUGGUUCAGAACCAUCUUCAGAACAAAAGGCCAUUCCACUGUGUACAUUAAAGCACUUUCCUCAUCGCAUAGAACACACCCUGCAGUGGGCCAGAGAGCAGUUUGAGGAACUUUUCAAGCGCACACCAGAGAAUGUGAACCAGUAUCUACGCGAUGCUAAGUUUGGGGCUCUUACUGUUGGCCGCGAGGAAGCCGAGGACAUCGAAGUGGUAGAGGCAGUGUAUCAAAGUGUAAAGGACAGACCCCAUGAGUGGCAGGACUGUGUGGCCUGGGCUCGUUUGCAGUGGGAAAACUUUUUCAACAACGACAUCGAACAGUUGCUCCACUGCUUUCCUCCUGACCAUGUAACUAGUUCUGGUCUGUCUUUUUGGAUGGGAGCUAAAAGAUGUCCUCAUCCCUUAUCCUUUGACCCAGCCAAUACCACCCAUAUGGAUUUUAUUGUGGCCUCCGCUAACCUAUAUGGGCAGAUUUAUGAGAUCAAGGGAUCAACAGACCGCAUCGACAUGAUUAAGAUCCUGGAAGCAGUGAGUGUGCCUGCGUUCCGCCCAAAAUCCAGUGUGACGAUUGCAGUGAUGGACGAGGAACCGAAGAAAAACACGGAGGAGAGAAGGGAUGAGGACAAAGCCAAGCUGCGUGAGCUAAAGCAGAAACUGUCAAGCAUCCAGGCAGGCAGCCAGGACUGUUGGAUGGUCCCACUAGAAUUUGAAAAGGACGAUGACACCAACUUCCACAUGGACUUUAUAGUGGCAGCAUCUAAUCUGAGGGCAGAAAACUAUGAUAUACCAGCAGCAGAUCGGCACAAGAGCAAGCUCAUUGCUGGUCGCAUCAUCCCUGCUAUUGCCACAACCACAGCAGCAACAUCAGGCCUCAUGUGUCUGGAAGUGUAUAAGCUGGUGCAGGGCCACCAGCAAAUCAGCUUGUACCGUAAUUCAUUCCUAAACCUGGCAGCCAGUUACUACCUCACGUUACAGCCAAGCAGAGAUCAAAGGUUCAUGGUCGCAGGGAAAGAGUACUCCAUUUGGGAUGAGUUCCUGGUGCAGGGAAAAAAAGAUCGACAGGAGGAAAUGACAGUGGAAGAGCUGCUGAAACAUGUCAAGGAUAACUAUAACCUGACCAUCACAGGCCUGUUUUAUGGAUCUGCUGUCCUGUAUUACAAUCACGCAGAUCGACUUAAACAGAGAGUGUCAGAAGUGGUCCAGAUGGUCACCAAGAGAGAGAUUCCAGCUCACAAGCAGAUGCUGGAGAUCAUGCCGUCUUUCGCCGAGGAUGAGGACUGUGAGACUGUUCCACCACUUAGGUACCUCUUUAGAUGAGGCCAGCAAGAAAAGGAAUCUAAAGUCUACCGUUAUUUACUUGAUCAUUAUCAUAUUGUUCUAGUGAAGGAAACCCAGUUCAUUCUCUUUCUAUCUCACUCUCUCUCUCUCUCUUUUUCUGUUUCUCUUUUUUUAGUCUCUGACUAAUCUUUUCUAUCUAAACAUAUGUUCAGAAUGUUCUAAUGGAGUUGAUUGGGAUAAGAUCAUAAGGGAUCAAAUAAAUACAAAGAAAUUUCAAAAUUCACAUCAAAUAUUGUAAUUUGCCCUCGAGCUGUUUUUAGUGAUAUGAUUUGCGAUGAAAACCGUCAUAUUAAAAUUAGAAAGUAAUGCAAAAAAAUGAGAAACAGUAAGAAAAUAGCUUAAAAAAAAAAAGAAAAAGGGAAAAAAAUUGAUUAUUGGAAAGGACAGUUUUGUAUGUCCUCCACAUAGAGAUACAUAGUGACACCUUUAACACUGUUUACCCCUGUUUUUGUUAUGCAUCACUUAACAGACACACUGCUAUCAGCCGAUCACAUUAAAACAAUGUACUGUGAAGACAAUAAAGAAAACUCGAAUCUC
This is a messenger RNA of Silurus meridionalis, 3747 nucleotides long. It is a transcript of the gene uba7, whose product is annotated as ubiquitin-like modifier activating enzyme 7. NCBI's taxonomy places the organism in Eukaryota, Metazoa, Chordata, Actinopteri, Siluriformes, Siluridae. Gene Ontology annotation, molecular function: SUMO activating enzyme activity. The transcript has 24 exons. The record is from RefSeq and is a predicted model, not a curated record. The coding region runs from base 145 to 3189 and encodes 1014 amino acids. Gene Ontology annotation, cellular component: cytoplasm; SUMO activating enzyme complex. Gene Ontology annotation, biological process: protein sumoylation.